UUCUAUUUUCCUUAUAAAUUCCAUUGUAUUCUUUUUGGGUGAUUUUUGUUUUCUUUUCUGAAAAUGAUGAAAAGACUAGACUUUUAUAUGACCAAGGGAUAUCGGUUUAUUGGAGCAUCACUGAAAAAUAUGGGCAAUUCUUGCUACGUUAACGCAGUGCUACAAUGCCUCACUCAUACGGUCCCAUUAGUAGAGGCUCUUCGGUCCUCUGAUCACUCUUCUUUGUGUUCUCGUGGUGCCGAUGAAUUCUGUUCUUUUUGCAUCUUAAAGAAGCAUGUUGACUACUGCUUACGUGCAUCAGGAUUUUCUAUUACUCCAAAACUUUUUGUUAAUAAUUUGAGCAAAAUAUCAUCAGAUUUUGAACCUGGUCAACAGCAAGAUGCACAUGAAUUCCUAUGCUGCUUAUUAGACAAACUGCAUCAAUCUUUUAAUUCUGAGCAUAGCCCUAUCAGUCAAAUCUUCGGUGGUCAUAUUAAGAGCCAGGUUUGUUGUUGCAAUUGUGCUCAUGUUACCGAUACUUACGAGUCUAUGAUAGAUCUCAGCUUGGAGAUUGAUAAUGCUGAAACUUUCACUCUUAUAGAUGCUUUAGAAUCAUUUACUAAAGUUGAGACAUUAGAUGACCCAGAUAAUAAGUUCUCAUGUGAAGCGUGCCAAGAUAAAGUAUUUGUUGAGAAGCAAAUCAAAUUGUUUGAAGCUCCUCAAGUUCUUAGUAUUAACUUUAAGAGAUUCAAGGUUUGUUCUUCUGGCAUUUACAAGAUUGAUAAAUUUGUGGAGUACCCGUUACAAUUGGAUUUGAGGCCUUUUCUUAGCUCUCCGGAGAAUGAGAUGCAAUACAACUAUGAGCUAUAUGCAAUAAUUGUGCAUUAUGAAGAUCAUUACUACUCCAUUGUUCGAUCAACAGAUAAUAUAUGGCACGCGCUAAACGACGACAAAGUAUUUAGAUAUCCUCAAUACUUGGCUCUCAAUCGAAGUGCAUAUAUACUAUUUUAUAUAAAGCAGGGAUCUGCACCAUGGUUCAUGAGUGUCCUAGAGAGAGUUUUAAGAACUUCAGUUGAAGAUAUUGAUGCAACAAAAAUAUCAGAGAAAGAGAAUGAUCAGACUACAACAAAAGCUGAAGAUACAACAAAAGCUUCAGAUCAUUAUCCGAGACCGAAAGAAGGCAGUAAAGAUCAAGAGAAUUCUCACAAGAAUAUUGAAAAGGAAAGUCAAAAUGAUGAGGAUACUUCCAACACAAGGAAGAGAGGAAGAGUUCAGUAUGAGAAUGAGCCUGUUUCGCCCUGAGGCUUCUCCCGACAUGUCUCCGAUCAAUCUAUACUGUAACGGGCUCAAUCGUUCUUGCUCGAUGGGGGCUCAAUCUCGUCCCCCUC
Messenger RNA from Asparagus officinalis (garden asparagus), 1367 nucleotides. Its product is annotated as ubiquitin carboxyl-terminal hydrolase 21-like. Gene Ontology annotation, biological process: protein deubiquitination. The record is from RefSeq and is a predicted model, not a curated record. Gene Ontology annotation, molecular function: cysteine-type endopeptidase activity; cysteine-type deubiquitinase activity. Lineage: Eukaryota; Viridiplantae; Streptophyta; Magnoliopsida; Asparagales; Asparagaceae. The transcript has 8 exons. The coding region runs from base 64 to 1281 and encodes 405 amino acids. Gene Ontology annotation, cellular component: cytosol; nucleus.